Nicotiana tabacum (common tobacco) is the source of this 1732-nucleotide messenger RNA. Its product is annotated as putative WRKY transcription factor 72. Lineage: Eukaryota; Viridiplantae; Streptophyta; Magnoliopsida; Solanales; Solanaceae. Gene Ontology annotation, biological process: regulation of DNA-templated transcription. The record is from RefSeq and is a predicted model, not a curated record. Gene Ontology annotation, molecular function: DNA-binding transcription factor activity; sequence-specific DNA binding.
AGUACAACUAUAAGAAACCUUCAAAAACUGUUCAAAGAGACCAACCAAAAAAGGCUUUAAUUUCAAGCUAUGGAGAAAAAAAUGGAUAAUUCCAUCACAGAAGAAGCAGUUGUAGCUAGAAAUGAAGGCAAUAAUCAUGAAGAAGAAGCAGUCAGGAAAUCUUUAAAGGAUGAUGAAUUUAAGUCAGCCAUAGCAGAAGUCAAUGAGCUCAGACUAGAGAAUGCAAGAUUAAGAAUGUUACUUGAACAAGUAGAGGAGGAUUACAAUUCCCUUCAAUCUCGCGUCUCUAAUAUUUCUCAACCAGAGUUCAAUCAAAGUGCCAGCCCGACUUGUACAACUGAAAACAUUAUUGCAGAAGAAUCUGAACUAGUCUCUCUUCGACUUGGGCGAAGUCCUAGUCGUAUUGAUCAGUUCAAAAAAGAUGAUAAGAAAAGACAUUCUUGUCACUCCAGUGAUGGGCUUAAACUUGGGCUGGACUACAACAUUGCAGUAUCUAAAUCUGAUCCUAUCAAGCCCAAUACUGAUCCAAGCCCAGAUAAGGUUUUAGAAACAAAAACAGUAGACGCCAGAGAAUCAGGGCCAACUAGUGAAAUUGUCAAGACAAUGAGAAGAGGUGACAAUGAAGUUUCACAGCCCAGCCCAAGUGUUAAGAGAGCUGGUGAUGAUGAGGUUUCCCAGCCCAAUGUCAAGAGAGCUAGAGUCUCAGUUCGGACAAAAUGCGACUACCCAACAAUUAAUGAUGGUUGCCAAUGGAGGAAAUAUGGACAAAAGAUAUCUAGAGGUAAUCCGUGUCCACGUUCAUAUUAUCGGUGUUCAGUCGCUCCAUUAUGUCCUGUGAGAAAACAAGUCCAACGAUGUGUUGAAGAUAUGUCUGUAUUAAUCACAACUUAUGAAGGAACACAUAAUCAUUCACUUCCAAUUGAGGCAACUGCUAUGGCCUCCACUACUUCAGCUGCUGCUUCAAUGCUUCUUUCUGGAUCAUCAAGUUCUCAAUCAGCUAAUAAAGAUUUCAGAAAUUUGCCUAAUAAUUCGAAAUCAACACCUCUUUAUUUAUCAAAUUCUCCUUCAAAUUCAAAUCCUUUUCCCACCAUCACAUUAGACUUCACCACAUUCCCAACUACUUCAUCAUUUACUAGUUUCAACUUCCCUUCCAAUUUCCAAUCCAACACGGGAUUUCUUUCUAACAGUUUAAACUUUUCCUCGCCUGAAUCGGACACACUAUCCAAAAUUUUGGGCAGUGGGUAUGUAGAUUAUGAUCCUACUACUUCAUUACCAUAUAGCAAGAGUCUCACAAACAUUGGUUCAUCAAAUCUUGGAAAGCCAUCCCCUGCCCCAAAACAAUUUGACCAACCAGUUCUUGGGAAGAGUAAGAACAGUAUUAGUAAUAACUUGAAGGAGGAAUCUUCUCAACAGGCUCUAACGGAAACGUUGACAAAGGCAAUCGCAUCAGAUCCUAGCUUUCAAUCGGUGCUAGCUGCUGCUAUUUCAUCAAUGGUUGGUGCCACCAAAACUUGAACUGGAGAUUGGAUGAGCAAAUUCAGGUUCCAAAUUCAAGUUUUAGCGCACAGAUAAUCAAAAUGAUGAAGUUUUGACGCUCUUGUCAUUGAAGUGUAGUCAACAAGAGAUAUUUUAAUUAGACAUUUUUUGUCAUUAAUUUGAUAGCUUUGAUAUAUACACAAAUGUAAACUCUUUGACAGUUUUAAUUGAAGUCAUAUUGAUGCACUUUCUUUCA